Lytechinus pictus (painted urchin) is the source of this 708-nucleotide messenger RNA. RefSeq lists its product as uncharacterized. Gene Ontology annotation, biological process: retrotransposition. Lineage: Eukaryota; Metazoa; Echinodermata; Echinoidea; Temnopleuroida; Toxopneustidae. The transcript has a single exon. Gene Ontology annotation, molecular function: single-stranded RNA binding. Gene Ontology annotation, cellular component: ribonucleoprotein complex. The record is from RefSeq and is a predicted model, not a curated record. The coding region runs from base 1 to 708 and encodes 235 amino acids.
AUGCCAACAAAAAGGGAAUCUGACGACAUUGCCCAGCUUGUCAUCGACAAGCUCGAGAAAAGCAGUCAAUUAAAAAAGUUUGUACAAGAUGCGGUUACGGAGGCAAUGUCUGCAAUCAUCACCCGGCUAGAGAUGCAGGAGGGCCAGAUCAUGGAGCUUGAGGGGAGGAUAAAGGCCCAGGAGUCAGAGAUACAGCUACAUAAGGAGGCGGAAAAGAAAUCUGUGGAAAAGGUGGCAGUCUUAGAGCAAAGAAUUGAUGACCUGGAGCAAAAAUCCAGGUCACGCAACAUCAGGAUCCAAGGAGUUCCAGAGGUGAAAGAUGAAGAUCCAGAGGAGGCUGUCAUUGACAUUGGCAGGAGGAUGGGGGUCAACGUGACUUCAUCCGACUUUGUCCGAUGUCAUCGACUGGGUCCUCUAGUAGACAAGGGAGCAAGAAGAAGUUCUCCUCGUCAACUGCUAGUGGAGUUUUCCAGCCUCCGCACCCGAGCUCGUAUUAUGGGAGCCAGAUCAAAGUUGAAGGGUUCAAAAAUCUUUGUUAAUGAUGAUCUGACUCCCACAAGACAGAAGCUUCUUUUCAAUGUUCGUCACUCACCGAAAGUUGAGCGGUCUUGGAGCAACGAUGGAAAAAUUUUCGCUGGACUUAAGAACACCGGAGGCGGACUUACGAAAAAACUCAUCACAUGUGAUGAUGAUAUUUUGAAGCUUUGA